This is a messenger RNA of Triticum dicoccoides, 735 nucleotides long. Its product is annotated as histone H2B.1-like. Gene Ontology annotation, cellular component: nucleosome. Gene Ontology annotation, molecular function: structural constituent of chromatin; DNA binding; protein heterodimerization activity. The transcript has a single exon. The coding region runs from base 87 to 536 and encodes 149 amino acids. The record is from RefSeq and is a predicted model, not a curated record. NCBI's taxonomy places the organism in Eukaryota, Viridiplantae, Streptophyta, Magnoliopsida, Poales, Poaceae.
CAUCCCCAAUUCCCCACUGGUUCUCCUACCUACCAGCGAAACCCCACCUCCCCGCACCUCCGACCUUCGUAGCGGCAGCAGAAUCCAUGGCGCCGAAGGCGGAGAAGAAGCCGGCGGCAAAGAAGCCCGCGGAGGAGGAGCCCGCGGCGGAGAAGGCCCCGGCGGCGAAGAAGCCCAAGGCCGAGAAGCGGCUGCCGGCGGGGAAGUCCGCCGCUGGCAAGGACGGCGACAAGAAGGGCAAGAAGAAGGCGAAGAAGAGCGUGGAAACGUACAAGAUCUACAUCUUCAAGGUGCUGAAGCAGGUGCACCCGGACAUCGGCAUCUCCUCCAAGGCCAUGUCCAUCAUGAACUCCUUCAUCAACGACAUCUUCGAGAAGCUCGCCGGCGAGGCCGCCAAGCUCGCCCGCUACAACAAGAAGCCCACCAUCACCUCCCGGGAGAUCCAGACGUCCGUCCGCCUCGUCCUCCCUGGCGAGCUCGCCAAGCACGCCGUCUCCGAGGGCACCAAGGCCGUCACCAAGUUCACCUCCUCCUAGGCUCCGGUCUUCUUCUCUGAGAGUUUCCCUCUUUUCUGGUUCCUGGCGGUGUGUGGUGAAUUGAUGUUACCCUGUAGUUAGAUUAUGUUCCGACUGUCAUCCUGUAAGAAAUCGUGCACUGUUAAUUGGGUCUGAAGUAAAACUGUUAUUCCCUCGGAAAUAUCUGAAGAAAUGCUAUUGUUCCUGCUUCAGUCUGACA